AUGUCGGAUGACAGCGUGGCUUAUAGUUCGCAGGUGGAAGCCUCGCGAGGGGCACCCAAGGCAAAGCAUCUUCGUCUCCCCAAUGGAGUAUACGCUCCCACUCUCGCCUUCUUUAGUCAUUCCGAGGAUAUCGACACAGUAACUCUCGAGCAUCAUGUCACCAGACUGAUCAAAGCAGGGGUAGCAGGCAUCGUGAUUCACAGUUCCAUCGGCGAAGCAGUGCACCUGACGAGGGAAGAACGCCGCACCAUGAUCAGGUGCGCAGCCGAUACUAUCUCCAGAGAGUAUUGCGACAGAUUCAAGAACACCCGCGCUUCGUUGAUCGCCGCGUGCGGUGCUCAGUCGACGCGUGGAACACUUCAACUAUGUCGAGACGCAGCCGAGAGCGGCGCGUCUCACGCUUUGAUAACAGUUCCAAGCUACUACACAUCUGUCGUCAAAAAUGAAAUGAUCAUACAGCACUUCUACGACGUCGCGGACAGAUCGCCCAUCUCGCUGGUCAUCGACAACUUCCCCGUAGCGGUAUCGGGAAUGCAACUCACCUUGGACGACAUCCUCCGUAUCGCGAGGCACCCCAACGUCAUGGGCGUCAACCUCAAGUACGACAACAUGAAAAAUCUCGCGAAGGAGGCGUAUGCUUUGCUACCGGAGAUUUUCUUUGUGGCCGGCGGCAACACCAACUCCAUCCGCCAGUGUCAAGUCCACGGGGCGAACGGAACGAUCGCAGGCCUCGCCAACUUCGCAACGUAUGCGUGCGUGCGCGUCAGGGAGCUCUCUGAUCGAGGUGAGCUCCGUGAGGCGGAGCAGCUGCAGGCAGUCAUUGCGAGAGGGAAUUCGGUUGUCACUGGCCUAGGGCUCGUGGGUAUGAAGGCUGUGGUCAAAUUUUGGAAUGACUACGGAGGCGCGCCGCGGAAGCCCUGCUACCUGCCGCCACUUAUUGAGGUCAUCAAAGUUUCAGAGGAGCUGAGUGAGCUAUUCCAGGCAGAGGAAGAGGCGGAAACGCCGGUUACGAGAGGUUGA
Molecule: messenger RNA, 1020 nt
Organism: Colletotrichum paranaense
Lineage: Eukaryota; Fungi; Ascomycota; Sordariomycetes; Glomerellales; Glomerellaceae
Product: dihydrodipicolinate synthase
Exons: 1
Coding region: 1-1020 (339 amino acids)
Molecular function (GO): 4-hydroxy-tetrahydrodipicolinate synthase activity
Source: RefSeq, a predicted model, not a curated record